This is a messenger RNA of Umbelopsis ramanniana AG, 481 nucleotides long. RefSeq lists its product as uncharacterized. NCBI's taxonomy places the organism in Eukaryota, Fungi, Mucoromycota, Umbelopsidomycetes, Umbelopsidales, Umbelopsidaceae. The transcript has a single exon. The record is from RefSeq and is a predicted model, not a curated record. Bases 17 to 229 code for a protein of 70 amino acids.
GUUCUACUUGCUCAAGAUGGCUUUGCACUAUAUCAUCCUCUUCUUGAUGUUCCUUAAAGCUGUCACCUUCUUUGUUCAUUCACGAAAUGACAAUAUUGAAGAGGGUUCAGUCAUCUUGAGCCAGGAUACUAGAAACAGCUCACCUUCAGCCACUGCAAUGAAAAAUCCACCGCGAUACAACUACUCCAUUGAAGUCUUUGGCUGGUCCUUAGGCGUCUCUGUGGGUUGAAAUUGAUUGUAAGCAAUCAAAAUUAGCUGGAUGCCACUGUCUUCAAAUGUCGAAAAAUGUACAUCACCCAUCAACCUUCACAUGCAAACAAGCUGUAACCUGUAUAUCCCUCUUGAUCAGAAGCUGUGUGUUAUUAAAAGCAGCCCUGUUUACCUCAUAACUUCAUUGUCUCUAUUUUCUUUUGAUGUCAUUCUGUUAAUAUAUAUUUCUGUAUACCUCUCUAUUACCAAUGAGCAUUAAACAUAUUCAAAC